AGAAGAGUGUCGGCGCUACUAGACGUCUCUCUGGAUGUUCAGAUCUGCCCUGCAAACAUUGGAGAACAAAUGGAGGUCGUACAGACACAGGUUUGUUCCCUGGAUGCUUCUGAACUUGUCUAAAAAUGAGAAAACUCUGCGGCAGGUGACGGAGCGCUGCAAGGACAAGCUGGUUCCGGAUGUGGAGGUUUCUGAGAGUCUGCUGAGGCUCUUCAGGCUGCUGAUCCUCAGUCAUGGGGCUGAUCACAGGCACAUCCUGGCAGCACAGACUCACCUUCCUCCUCAGGUGACCAGAGGUGAGCAGCAGCAGGGAGGAAGCCCUCAGGAGGUCAUGUUCCAGUCUCUGGGCUUCAGCAUCGACCGCAGGCCCAGCUCCUUACCUCAGGCAGGGACCGGAGUGUUUGUCACCAAAGGGUUUGUACCCCAAGGAGCCACAGUUGCCAUGUAUCCAGGCACCGUCUACCAGCCCUAUGAGCCCAUUCUGCUGCAGUCCAUCAGAAACCCCUUUGUGUUCAGGUGCAUUGACGGCAUCCUGGUUGAUGGAAAUGAUAGAAGCAUCUCCAGGAUGGUGUUCAGGUCCUGCAGUGGCAGAGACAGACUGGGUCCUUUCCUGAUGAGCGACACCAGCUGGCUGACGGACGCUCCUCUGAACCCCCUCGCUGUGGGUCAGUAUGUGAACAACUGCUCCAACGAAAGGGCCGCCAACGUCUGCUACCAGGAGUUUGACGUGCCGGACAGGUUUCCCAUCGAGCUGCGACAGUUUGUCCCCAACGUCAACUACAGCCAGGACACCCAGAGGCCUCUACGCUGUGUGGUGCUGGUGUCCCUCAGAGACAUUACAGCAGGGGAGGAACUCUUCUCCAACUACUACACCAUCGUGCAUUAAAAGCAGCUCACACUCCAACUGAAAACAAUCCAUUGUUGAAAUUCAAACUGUGUUAUCACUGGGUUUAAAGGGGGAGAGGAGGGGAGGUCAUUGCUUUCUUUGUACACUCAGGAAGACACUGGAAUAAAGUCCGCACCACAAUC
Messenger RNA from Amphiprion ocellaris (clown anemonefish), 1029 nucleotides. It is a transcript of the gene setd9, whose product is annotated as SET domain containing 9. The transcript has a single exon. The record is from RefSeq and is a predicted model, not a curated record. Lineage: Eukaryota; Metazoa; Chordata; Actinopteri; Pomacentridae. Gene Ontology annotation, molecular function: protein binding. Bases 35 to 886 code for a protein of 283 amino acids.